Messenger RNA from Vigna unguiculata (cowpea), 1876 nucleotides. RefSeq names its product dihydrosphingosine phosphate lyase (gene DPL1). Gene Ontology annotation, biological process: sphingolipid catabolic process; carboxylic acid metabolic process. The record is from RefSeq and is a predicted model, not a curated record. Gene Ontology annotation, cellular component: endoplasmic reticulum. Gene Ontology annotation, molecular function: sphinganine-1-phosphate aldolase activity; pyridoxal phosphate binding. NCBI's taxonomy places the organism in Eukaryota, Viridiplantae, Streptophyta, Magnoliopsida, Fabales, Fabaceae.
UGAACAGUAUAUAAUAUACUACUCUUCUCUCUCUGUCUGUCUUCUACUACCGUUUUUUUCUCUUCUCCAUUGCUACCUUUCUUCGUUCUCACCAACCCCAAUGGAUUUUUCUUCUACUUCGAUCUCUCACUUCAGAGUCUCUGCGAAUUCCUUCCUCUCUCAAUACGAACCACUUGCUCUGCUUCUCGUUCCUCUGCUUUCUCUCUUUCUCGCUCACUCGCUUCGCUCCUUCUUACGCCUCCUCUCCGAGAACGGGCUCAAAGCCACGCUCCUAGGGUUUAUCAUGAACGCCGUCAAAUUGGUUCCUGGCGUGAAGGGAUACAUAGAUGCCGAAAAACAGAAGGUUGUGGAUAAGUUGCAAUCUGAUAGCAAAUCUAAAAGAGAAGGUUGGAAUACAGAGUUACCAAGCACAGGAUUAGGGACGUCUGUCCUUGAGAAAAUGAGUGAGGAAAAAAAUAAUGAUCCGGUCUGGCAAGGCAAAUGCUCCGGUACAGUUUACAUUGGAGGAAGUGAAUCUGAUGGACAUUUUUCUGUGAUAAACGAGGCAUGUUCAAUGUUUGCACAUACCAAUCCCCUGCAUUUGGAUGUAUUCAAGAGUGUUGCACGUUUUGAAGCAGAAGUGGUUGCAAUGACAGCGGCACUUCUUGGAAGCAAGGAAAAUAGUUCUGGAGGACAAAUAUGUGGCAACAUGACAUCGGGCGGGACAGAAAGUAUAUUAUUAGCUGUCAAAACAUCUCGUGACUAUAUGAAAUCUAAGAAAGGAAUUACAAGACCUGAAAUGAUUAUUCCCUUGUCUGGACACUCAGCAUAUGACAAGGCUGCACAGUAUUUUAAUAUCAAACUAUGGCGUGUACCAGUUGACAAGAAUUUUCAAGCAGAUGUGAAAGCGAUUCGACGUCAUAUUAACAAAAAUACCAUCCUGAUUGUUGGAUCUGCUCCUGGGUUUCCUCAUGGAAUAAUUGACCCCAUCGAAGAACUUGGUCAUCUGGCAUCAAGCUUUGGUAUUUGUUUCCAUGUGGAUCUUUGCCUUGGUGGCUUUGUAUUACCAUUUGCUCGUGAGCUUGGGUACCCCAUUCCACCUUUUGAUUUUUCUGUUAAAGGCGUUUCUUCAAUAUCAGUGGAUGUACAUAAAUAUGGUUUAGCUCCCAAAGGAACAAGUAUAGUUCUUUAUAGAAACCAUGAAAUCAGAAAGCAUCAAUUUGUUGCCGUUACCGAGUGGUCUGGUGGGUUGUAUGUGUCUCCAACCAUAGCUGGAAGCAGGCCUGGAAGUCUGAUUGCUGGUGCCUGGGCAGCAAUGAUUUCUCUAGGGAAAGAAGGUUACUUGAGAAAUACAAAAGCAAUUAUGGAAGGGUCAAGAAGAAUACAGAAAGGCAUAGAGGAGAUUGCUGAGUUGUUUAUUGUUGGAAAGCCUGACAUGACAAUCGUGGCUUUUGGUUCAGAUGUUCUUGAUAUAUUUGAAGUCAAUGAUAUUAUGUCAUCCAAAGGGUGGCAUUUGAAUGCAUUACAGAGACCCAACAGCCUCCAUAUCUGUGUUACACUACAACAUGUGCCAAUUGUUGAAGACUUUCUGAAUGAUUUGAAGGAAUCUGUGAAAACUGUGAAAGCAAAUCCAGGUCCAAUAAGUGGAGGCCUGGCACCUAUAUAUGGCGCCGCAGGGAAGAUGCCAGAUCGAGGCAUGGUCCAGGAAUUGCUGGUAGAUUAUAUGGACGGUACCUGCUAAUGCCAUUCAACAUUUGUUUCAGAUUUUUCAGGCAACAUCUACUGUAGUGGACCUUGAUAAUAUCCAUUUUUAUUGCGUAUUCUUUUCAUAUUUAUCAUAAAUUUAAACGCUGAAUUUAAAUCAAAAUAAAAUAAGGCUUUUUUGUUUGUCAUUGUA